GUACAGCACUACUAGUCUAACGACUCAACGACAUCCAUAUGCGCUACUUUGAGCCCUCACACCUGGAUCGCGCAAUACAGAGAUUACAGCAAAACACCUCGCAGCUCGAGAUUCUUUAUUCCAAAGUUAUCCCGAUCGAUCGGUGCACCAGUGAUCAGGGCAGCGACAACAGACCGCCAGUAGUGCGGGUGACUGUCCUGGAUUCUUCGUUCAAUCCACCCACGCGCGCACACCUCGCUCUCGCUCUUCUUUCUACCCCGGACAUUUCUGAUACCACCCUGCUGUUGCUUUCUGUGAGAAAUGCCGACAAACAACUCAAAACAGGAGACGCACCAUACACGGAAAGGCUGGAAAUGCUGGCACAUUUCGCCGACGAUUUGGCCCGUUCUCAAAUAGAAGCUAACUGGCCUUUUAUGCCAAAAUGCGUCCAUGAAAACCCCACAUCAUCUAGUGAUCAAUCACUCGCCAAAAGUCUUUGGCCGGUGAUCCUGACCGCUGCCAUUGACGAACCCACUUUCGUCGGCAAAUCGACCGUUCUUCAUCAUGCCUUACCACCUUACUGGCCUUCGCUGGUGCGAGAUUGGGAUGGAGAACAUAGGCAUGAAGCCUUUCCUCGAUUCCAAUUCACUUUUCUGAUGGGUUGGGAUACCAUCACCCGUUUCUUUGACCCCAAGUUUUAUCCGUCCCCCGAGGGCAUGUCUAAAUCGCUCGAAAAGUUUUUCUUCGUCGAAAAAUCGUCUAUACUCUGUGCACGGCGUCCCAAAGCUUCUUUCCGAAGACCGGGAGAUGUCGGUACUGAGCCCGCCGAUGAGCAAGAGGAGAGCAUUUUCCUGCAGUCUGGCAUAGUAAAACCUUACGUGGAUGCAGGACUAAUUAAAAUGAUCAACAUUGGGGCUAGCGAGGGCUUAAUUAGCUCUACAAGGCUACGAGAGAGCCUAAAAGGGACAGUGAACACCGAAUGGGUGUCAUUAACCACUCCUGCCAUUGUAUCUUAUAUCCAGGAGCAGCAAGUUUACUCUGCUCCUUGGACCUCCGGCUGAAGCGCCCCAACCAUUAGCGCUAUCUCGAGACUCCUGUCCAGCGGAUAACGCAUCCUACCAGGUUCACUCUCGAGUGUGUAUAGUCAUUUUCCC
Cantharellus anzutake is the source of this 1133-nucleotide messenger RNA. RefSeq lists its product as uncharacterized. Gene Ontology annotation, molecular function: nicotinamide-nucleotide adenylyltransferase activity; ATP hydrolysis activity. The transcript has 3 exons. NCBI's taxonomy places the organism in Eukaryota, Fungi, Basidiomycota, Agaricomycetes, Cantharellales, Hydnaceae. The record is from RefSeq and is a predicted model, not a curated record. Gene Ontology annotation, cellular component: cytoplasm; nucleus. The coding region runs from base 39 to 1040 and encodes 333 amino acids.